Molecule: messenger RNA, 2712 nt
Organism: Hevea brasiliensis (rubber tree)
Lineage: Eukaryota; Viridiplantae; Streptophyta; Magnoliopsida; Malpighiales; Euphorbiaceae
Product: putative pentatricopeptide repeat-containing protein At3g15130
Exons: 1
Coding region: 543-2624 (693 amino acids)
Biological process (GO): RNA modification
Molecular function (GO): protein binding; zinc ion binding; RNA binding
Source: RefSeq, a predicted model, not a curated record
CUAGCGGGUAAGCCCAACAUGACUUCUAUGCAUAUCAAUCAUCGCAUUCUCUGUGAUGGAACUCUGGCCCAAAUUUUAAGAAAUGGGCAUGGACUUGCUUACCUUGAUUAUGGAGCACAAGCCUUGCACAGGAUUCUACCACAGAUGGGAACGUGAAUUCGUCGGCAAAAUGGGGUUUUCACUUCGUUGGGAAUUUUGCUUUAGCAUUUGCUUACAAAGAGCCAUCAUCUCUAGGCCGGUGUAGAGGGUUGUAUCACUGCAUUGUACAAAAAGGUAUUUGAUUCUACGACUUGCUUCAAAAUCAAGCCUGGAUAAUUCAUAUCCUCGCUACUAUCACACGCAUCAACAAUUUUUUUUCACCAGGAAGCUGCUCUGUGACAGUGAGUACUUGAUAAUGAGAGCAUGGUUUCUCUUCAGUUCUUCUAUGUUCUUGCAAUUUCGCAAAAUGGGUACAAAGAGAUUUUCCAGUUCUUUGAUUUCAAGGCUCCAAUUCCUUUGCCAUUAUUGACCGUGACGUUGAGAAUUUUGGUCUCUGAUAAACUAUGAAGAAGUUUUCGUUCUCAGUUUUGAGUGAGAGGCAAAGACUUGCAGAACUGUUGCGAUGCUGUUCGAAAAAAUGGUUACUUAAUCAAGGACUGCAAGUGCAUGGAGCCGUAGUAAAAGGAGGGCUUGGAUUUGAUUUGAUGUUGAACAAUGAUCUUAUAGAUAUGUAUGGGAAAUGUGGUAGAGUGAAUGCUGCUUGUGCUGUGUUUGAUAGAAUGCUUGAAAGAAAUGUGGUUUCUUGGACAGCUCUUAUGUGUGGGCACAUACAGAAUGACAAUGCCGAAGAGUCAUUAUUUCUACUAUCUCAAAUGGGAUUAUCUGAUGUAAAACCGAAUCAGUUCACUUUUUCGAUGAAUCUUAAAGCGUGUAGUAUGUUGAAUCUUUCUGAUACUGGGAUGCAGAUUCAUGAUACUUGUGUGAAAACUGGAUUUGACAUGGUGAUUGUAGUGGGCAAUUCUAUAGUUAAUAUGUACUCAAAGUGUGGAAGGAUUAAUGAAGCUGCCCGCAUGUUUGAUGUUAUGCCAGUUAGAAAUCUUGUAAGUUGGAAUUCAAUGAUAGCAGGGUACAAUAUUGCAGGAUUGGGUAAGAAAGCUGUAGUUUUGUUUCAAAAAAUGCUAGAAAAUGAGCAAGCCCCAGAUGAGUUCACAUUUACAAGCAUAUUGAAGGCUUGUAGUGGUCUUGGUGCAAUAAAGGAAGGAUCCCAAAUUCAUGCUUUCUUGGCCACUAGUGGUUUUCCAUAUCUGAUUACAACUAGUAUUGCUGGUGCUCUUAUUGAUCAUUAUGUGAAAUGUGGGAAGUUAUGUGAAGCUCGGAGAGUGUUUGGUCAGAUUGAACAGAAGCAUGUGAUAUCAUGGAGUGCACUAAUUCUUGGCAAUGCUCAAGAAGGUAACCUAGCUGAAGCGAUGGACUUGUUUAAGCAGCUUAGAGGGAGCGACAUCCAACCAGAUGGGUUUGCUCUGUCAAGCAUGAUAGGUGUGUUUGCUGAUUUUGCACUUGUGGAGCAAGGCAAGCAAAUGCAUGCUUAUACCAUCAAAGUCCCGUCAGGUUUAGAAAUAUCAGUAUGCAAUUCAAUCGUGGAUAUGUAUCUCAAGUGUGGAAUGAUGGGUGAGGCCGAGAGAUUUUUCGCAGAAAUGGCAAUGAGAGAUGUGUUUUCUUGGACAAUUAUGAUCAAUGGCUAUGGGAAGCAUGGUCUUGGUAAAGAGGCUGUUUUUCUCAUCAACAAAAUGCAAUCCAAUAAUAUUGAGCCUGAUGAUGUUACUUACUUGGCUGUACUUUUAGCAUGUAGCCAUUCUGGACUAAUUGAAGAAGGUCAAGAAUACUUCUCUAGGUUGUGUAGUGAUCAUAGGAUUAAAGCUAGAGUGGAGCAUUAUGCUUGUAUGGUUGAUCUCCUUGGCCGAGCAGGGCGCUUAAAAGAAGCUAAGGAUAUCAUAGACUGCAUGCCUCUAAAGCCAAAUAUAGGGAUAUGGCAGGCAUUGCUCAGUGCUUGCAGAAUUCACGCAGACGUGGAAUUGGGGAUAGAAGUAGGUGAGAUUCUCUUGAGAUUAGAUGGUGAUAAUCCUGUCAACUAUGUGAUGCUGUCAAAUAUUUAUGCUGAUGCUGGCUACUGGAAUGAGUGUGAGAGAGUAAGAGAAUUGGUUAAGACAAAGAGGUUGAAGAAAGAAGCAGGCCGCAGUUGGGUAGAGAUUGACAAGGAGGUCCACUUCUUCUACGGUGGAGAUGACACACACCCACUCAUAGAGAAAAUACAUGAAGUCUUGAAAGAAAUGGAGAAGAAAAUGAAAGAAGAGUUGGGUUAUGUGUACGGAAUGAAAUAUGUAUUGCGUGAUGUGGAAGAAGAAUCAAAGGAAGAGAGCUUGAGAUUUCACAGUGAGAAGUUGGCAAUUGGGUUGGCUUUGGUUUGUGGUGGCUGGGAAAAGAGCGGAGGGGUGAUUCGCGUCUUCAAAAACUUGAGAAUUUGCGGGGAUUGUCAUCAGUUCAUCAAGGGCUUAUCGAAAAUCCUGCAAUUGGUAUUUUUAGUGAGAGAUGCUAACAGAUUUCACAGGUUUGAGAAUGGACUGUGUUCUUGCAGAGAUUAUUGGUGAUAUCGUGGGUUCUCGAAUUUGAAUUCUGAGAUUAUUGGUGUUGAGUGUUUCAUUUAUAUUAAAAAUUAAAUUUAUUUUGGUCAUAUAA